AAUCCUCGACCGUUUAUCAAAGGAGGCUGUGGGCGAAGCAGACGACCGCCCCUUGAAUUAGAGGCAAUCUCUCAACUUUCUCCCGGCAGUUGUUCAGCCGCUGAAGCUGCGGCAACAAUUGUCUCUAAAAUGUGCUUCUUCCGAUGAGUUGGAGGGAACCGUUUAACUUUCUCUGCACUCAGACAUGUAUUCAGCAAAGCUGCUACUGAUGCUGGCUGCCAGGAUCUAUGCAGACAGCUUAGGGACACCAGGAGCUGGCUGCACCUUUAAUGAAGACUCAGAUUCCGGCUUAUGUCAAUACUAUCAGGGUCAAGAUGAUGACUUUGACUGGGAAAACUUCAAGACCUUCAACUGGCCACACCCAACAGAUGACCUUCUGUCUGGGUCCUUCAUGAUGGUCAAUUCCUCACAGCAUCAUCGGGGGCAGAAAGCACGGCUGUACCUGCUCCCUUUAAAGGAGAAUGACACCCACUGCAUACAAUUCAGCUACUAUCUGUACAGCCGUGUUGGCCAUAGCCCUGGAACUCUGCAGGUCUACAUCCGGGUCAACAGUGGUCCCUUGGGCAGCGCUGUAUGGAAUGUUUCUGGCUCACAGGGUCAACAGUGGCAGCAGGUGGAGCUGGCAGUCAGCAUAUUCUGGCCCAGUGAUUACCAGGUCAUCUUUGAAGCUAUUGUUUCGGAUGAGGAACAGGGUUAUAUUGCUUUGGAUCACACUUUGCUGCUCAAUUAUCCUUGUUACAAGGUGCCUAAUUUCUCUCGGCUUGGAGACGUUGAGGUAAAUGCUGGGCAGAACUCCUCUUUUCAGUGUGUUGCCACAGGCAAAGUCUCAGAGACAGAGCGGUUUGUGCUUGAGCGAAGAAACGGCGCAGUGCUUCACCCCUCCUUGCUGUCACGGUUGAGCCACAAUCGGCUGGUGUCCACUUUUCAAAUCGAGGCGCAGCGUGGAGAGCAAGACCUAUACCGCUGCAUCGCUCUGUCCCCGAGAGGUGCAGCCGUCUCCAACUUUGGAGAGUUCAUUGUCAGAGCCCCCCCCACACCGGUUGCUCCCCCCCAACUGCUGCAUGCAGGGUCUACAUACCUGAUCAUUCAGCUCAACACCAACUCUAUAGAUGGAGAUGGACCAGUCAUACGGCGAGACAUCCAAUACCAUGCAAGUCAGUCGACUUGGAUAGAGACUUAUGUGGUGAACUCGCUUACUUACAAGGUUUGGCACCUGGAGCCAGACACAGAGUACUACAUCAGCGUUGUGCUAACCCGCCCCGGGGAGGGGGGCACUGGAGCACCAGGACCACCACUGGUCAGCAGAACAAAGUGUGCAGAGCCCAAGCGUGCCCUGCGUGACCUCACGGCGACAGAGAUCCAGCCACGUUUUUUGGCCCUUCAAUGGGAGCCAGUAGGCUACAACCUCACACGUUGCCACACAUAUUCACAGUUUCUCUGCUACCGCUACACCAUGGCGACAGGGAACGGCGGGGGAAACAAUGCCACCAUAAAAGAUUGCCUGUUGGUGGACAGCAAUAGCUCUCAUUUUACACUGAGGGACCUGCCACCUUUUCAUGUGAUUUAUGUAAGCCUGGCACUGGCCAACCCAGAGGGCAAGAAGGAGAGCCGGGAAGUUACCUUCCAGACAGACGAAGAUGUUCCUGGAGUCAUUGCUUCAGAGUCUUUGACCUUCACUCCAAUGGAUGACAUGAUCUUUCUUAAAUGGGAGGAGCCUGCGGAACCCAAUGGCCUAAUCAUGCAGUAUGAGAUCAGUUACCAAUGUGUUGAAUCUUCGGACCCUGGCAUAAAUACACCUGGUCCUCGACGCACCCUAUCCAAACUGAGAAACGAAACCUACCAGAUAUUCUCUGAUCUGCACCCAGGAGCUACGUACCUGGUUUCUGUUCGUGCCCGGACUGCCAAAGGAUUUGGCCAAACUACCAUUACAGAAAUUACCACCAACAUAUCUGCCCCUUUAUUUGACUUUGAAGACAUCCCGUCUCCACUGAGCGAGUCAGAGAGUACCAUCACUGUGCUGCUGCGCCCUGCCCUGGGGAGAGGAGCACCCGUCAGUGCCUAUCAGGUGGUUGUGGUGGAAGAAGAUGGCUCCCGCAAGGUUAGAAGAAGGGAGUUGGGCAACGUGGACUGUUUCCCCACUGCAAACACGUACAGCGAUGCCCAGGUCAAAGGUGCACCACAUUACUAUACAGCUGAGCUGGCCCCUAGCAGUCUGCCCGAAGCCACACCAUUCAUCGUGGGAGACAAUCACACCUACAAUGGCUACUGGAACAGUCCUUUAGACCCUACAAAGAAUUACCUCAUCUACAUCCAGGCUACAAGCACAUUCAAAGGGGGAACCAGGAUAAACUGCGUCCAAAUUGCUCGCAAAGCUGCCUAUAAGGACUCCAAGAGAACACUAGAGGUAUCCAAGCAUGUUGAGGACAUUGGUCCAAUCCUGGGAGCCUGUGCUGGAGGUCUAAUAGUCAUCACUCUCCUCCUAUUGGGCAUCAUCAUCAUUGUGAAAAAGAGAAUGGACUUCUAUUUUUACCCUUAUAAUCCGAGAAAGAAGGUGGCCAUAAACAAGGCAGCCCUGUCCUACAUGCGGGAGAAGAGUUGCAAACUGAGCCCUUUGGAUUGCCAUAUGACUGAGCAGAGCACCCUCCAACACCACGAGAAGAUAAUUCGCCCCUUAAUGGACACCAAGGGCUGCAUCACUCGAUAUGAACACCUUAGCUCCUCCACUGAAUCCAGCAGCUUAUUGGGAAGCUCACCCCAGCAUCACUGUCAGAGAAGGAGUUCACCUUAUCACACAGGUCAACUCCACCCAGCGGUGAGGGUGGCAGACCUCCUUCAGCACAUCAACCACAUGAAGACAUCUGAAGGAUACGGCUUCAAGCAAGAGUAUGAGAGUUUUUUCAAUGCACGGGAUGUCAUUAAAAAGAAAGACAAGACCAAAGGACGAUGUGACAACCUGCUCGGCCCGGAUCGGCGACUCAAGCUCCUUUCUCUCCUGGCAGAUCCUGACUCAGAUUAUGUCAACGCAAACUACAUUGAUGGCUACCAGCGAUCCAACCACUUUAUUGCCACUCAAGGCCCCAAGCAGGAGAAGAUCUAUGAAUUUUGGAAAAUGGUUUGGCACGAGAAUUGCUUCAGCAUUGUUAUGCUUACCAAACUGGUUGAAGUCAAUAGGAUGAAAUGCUGUAAAUACUGGCCCGAUGACAUGGAAAUGUAUGGUGACAUUAAAGUAACACUACUGAAGACAGAAACCCUGGCAGAGUAUACGGUCCGCACCUUCGCCGUGGAGAGGAGAGGUUACCCUGCCAAACAUGAGGUGUGCCAGUUCCACUUUACUUCCUGGCCUGAGCAUGGCGUGCCCCAUAAUGCCACUGGCUUGUUGGCUUUCCUCCGUCAAGUCAAAGCCUCAACCCCCCCCGAUGCCGGACCUGUUGUUGUCCACUGCAGUACGGGGGCAGGUAGGACAGGUUGCUACAUUGUGCUGGAUGUCAUGCUGGAUAUGGCCGAAUGUGAAGGAGUUGUGGACAUCUACAACUGCGUUAAGACCCUUUGCUCCCGUCAUAUAAACAUGAUCCAGAAUGAAGAGCAGUACGUGUUCAUCCAUGAUGCCAUCCUUGAGGCUUGUCUUUGUGGGGAAACCUCCAUCCCUGUGUCAGAGUUUGCUCUGACCUACAAAGAAAUGCUGAAAGUUGAUUCUCAGAGCAACACAUCACAACUGAAAGAGGAAUUUCAGACUCUGAACUCUGUCACCCCUCACCUGGAUGUAGAGGGCAGCAUCUCUUUGAUGCCAACGAAUAGAGAGAAGAACCAGAGUAUGGACAUUCUGCCCCCAGAUCGCUCUCUGGCCACAGAGGGUGAGAGCAGCAACCGUAUCAAUGCAGUGCUUGCCAGCAGCUUCCUCCAGCCUGCUGCCUUCUUGGUGAUGCCACAUCCGCUGCCUAACACCACCACUGACUUCUGGAGGCUCAUAUAUGACUACGACUGUACCUCUGUAGUGAUGCUGAACCAGCUGAACCAAUCCAAUUCUGCAUGGCCUUGUCUUCAAUAUUGGCCUGAGCCUGGAAUACAGCAGUUCGGGUCUGUGACUGUGGAGUUUUUGUCCAGGACUGCAGAUGAGGACGUUAUUAUCCGUCUGUUCCGGAUACAGAAUAUCACACAGCUUCAGAAGGGUCCGCUCCUCAUGAGGCACUUUCAGUUCCUUCGCUGGUCUCCAUAUCGUCAUGUGCCUGAUUCCAAGAAAGCUUUCCUUAGACCUUUGGCUCAGGUUCACAACUGGCAGAGAGAGUGUGGCGAAGGACGUACUGCUGUUCACUGCCUGGAUGGUGGUGGUUGGAGUGGUAUUUUCUGUGCCUGCACCAUAACCUUGGAAAUUAUUCGGCAUCACAGCAUGGUGGACGUAUUCUUUGCUGCAAAAUCACUGCGCAACUCAAUGCCAAACAUGGUGGAGACAAUGGAACAGUACCAUUUCUGCUAUGAGCUGGUCCACGAGUAUCUCAGCUGUUUGGAAGUCAGAUAGCAAAAAAUCUUUUUUUACUGAAUACCUUACCAAGGAAAGGGUCCAGAUCAAGGAUACUGCUUCCUCAGCGUUUUCCUUGCGCCUCAUUUCAUCACUCUUCUGUUUGGAUAUUUUGCCCCCAUGGGAUGAAAACGAGUUCAUCAACCCUAAGGCUCACAGAUUAUAACAUACCAUUCAAAAGAACCCACUCCUGCUUCUCCUCUGCUCCCUGAUUCAAGCCUUCCAGACAAUUGGACUUCAACAGGAGUGUUGUUGAUUUUAAUAAGAUGUCUGUCUAGGUAUCCUGGCUGAGAUCCUCUUUUUCCUGCCAUACUAUUAAUAAACAUUAAAGAAUGAACAGAUGCCAUUUAGUGACUGACCUUUUGUGUUUGUAACACUGUAAAAGGUGCCGUUUGCUGUUUUGUGUUUUGUGGAGUUUGCCUCCAGUGUUGUUCUGUACUGUGGUGAAAAGGAAUGCAGAAUUUUUGUUAAAAGUUGUUUUCACUUAAUUAGUUUCUGCCUUAAUUUUACUUUAUUUAUUUGUAUUUGUGGAUGUUUCUAUUAACUUUUCAGAUAUUUCUAGAUGUUUCUAAAGUCUUAUUAACUGUGCCAGUCUUAAUUGUUUAAUUAUAAUUUGUGACCCAAGUCUACUUCAAUAGCAAAGCGAAGAAUAUGAUGCUCUCUGGCUUUGUUUUAUGCAAUGUAUUUGAUUUUCUAAAUUGUCUAUAAAACAGGGGAAGAAAUAAAAUAUAUGCUUUACAGCA
Cyprinodon tularosa is the source of this 5256-nucleotide messenger RNA. RefSeq names its product receptor-type tyrosine-protein phosphatase U-like. The transcript has 30 exons. Gene Ontology annotation, molecular function: protein binding; protein tyrosine phosphatase activity. Bases 185 to 4513 code for a protein of 1442 amino acids. Gene Ontology annotation, biological process: protein dephosphorylation. Lineage: Eukaryota; Metazoa; Chordata; Actinopteri; Cyprinodontiformes; Cyprinodontidae. Gene Ontology annotation, cellular component: membrane. The record is from RefSeq and is a predicted model, not a curated record.